CCUCCGACGCUUUCUCUGCCUCCAGAGAAGAGGGGUCAUCGACUCGCCGAGGUCGAUUCUUGAGCCGAAACUGUGUCACAUCUGCAAUGCAGCCGCAACGGAAUCCAACGACAUCAAGACCUCGAAUUUUGGACGGAGAAUAUACCAUCUCGGAGCGUACCCCCGUAAUUCUUUAGUCCGAGCUGUUUGCAUGAUGGAAUCCCCCGAGAAGCCAAUUCUAUUCCAUUACCCGGGGUCAAUCUAUUCCUACAGGGUGUUAUGGUAUUUGUGGCUCAGAGGGAUCCCGUACAAUGAAUGCAUCCAAUCACACAUUAUGCCUCGCCCGGACCUGGCUUCCAUCGGCAUCAACUAUCGGCGCAUCCCCAUCAUGGCCAUUGGGAAAGAUAUAUACAUAGACUCACGACUUAUCAUCUCAACGCUCGAAAGCUCAUAUCCAGACAGCUCUCUCGCUCCAAAGACACCAGCUGAGGAGGGUAUUCGGCGCUUACUCGAAAGUUGGACGAUCGACGGCGGUAUCUUCUCGCGAGCAGUGCAAUUGAUGCCGUAUUGGAACGCUGCGAGCGCAUUGCAAGAUGAGAAAUUUCUGGAUGAUCGCGAGAAGCUAUCAGGACGCCGGCUUGAGGUUAAACAGAUGGAACAUAAUCGUCCAGAUGCGCUGCAGCAUAUGCGCCAGGCGUUUGAUUUGCUGGAAACUUCGUUUCUCGCUGAUGGGAGAACAUGGAUUUUGGGGGGCACUGAGCCUUCUCUGGCCGAUUUGGAUGCGGUUUGGCCUUUUUCGUGGCUGAUCGUGGAGCCAGGAAUGCGUGGGGCGCUACCUGAGGAUCUCAUAAGCGAAGGGAAGUAUCCAAGGACUUUUGCGUGGAUUUCGAGAUUUAUGAACGAAGCUAUGAUGAAGAGGAAGAGUCUGGAGCGACCGGAGACACUCAACGGAGAAGCCAUGCGCGAUAGAAUCCUAAGUGCUACCACCACGUGCGAGACCGGAUUCAUCAAAAACGACCCGCUGGACCUGCAGCCAGAGGAUGAAGUCGAAGUUUUUGCAUCAGACUACGGGCAUGGCCAUAAAGAUCGAGGAGCCGUCGUCGGACUCACAUCUAGGGAGGUUGUGAUUCGCAAUACCAAAGGCCUUCAUCUUCACUUCCCCAGAUGGAAUUUCCGCAUCAAUAAAGUCAGCCAGUCAGCACCAUCCGUUAGCCUGAAGUCGCCCAAAACCCCUAAGAUGCGCCUCAUCUAUCACCCUGCCUCUCCAUUUACCCGCAAAGUAUACAUGUUGGCGCACGAAUUGGGUCUUACUCAGCAUAUCGAGCUGCAGAAAGUUGUCGUGUGCCCAGUUGACAUACCAGGCUGGAGCGAUAACAACAAAGACGUCGCAGCGUACAAUCCAAUGGCGAAGAUCCCUUGUCUCGUAUCCGAAGAAGUCCCCGAUGGCAUCUUCGAUUCCCGCAUGAUCUGCGAGUAUUUGAGUAACAUUGCGCGCAUUAAAGAGACUAAAGACAAGUCAUAUUGGCAGCGCCGCAGUCUUCACGCAUGUGCAGAUGGCAUCAUGGAUGCUGCUGUUCUAAUAACAUACGAGCUUCGUAUCCGGAAGCCGCGGGGGUUGAAGUUUGACGAGUGGAUUGAAGGCCAAAAGACUAAGAUUGUACGUGUGUUGGAUCGGUUCGAGAUCGCAGCCCAGGAGGGAGUUUUGAAGAAGCUGACCGACCAAAAACGGGCAACGGCUGAUGAGGUUGCGGUCGUCACUGCGAUUGCAGUGACAGAAAGCAUUUUGACGAAAUCACAAGGUGCGGAAGGUGAUCCUCCACCAGCGACAGCCGCGAUGUAUAGUAUGACCCGUACGAAGUUGAACUGGAGAGAUGGAAGACCAGGUCUGGUCGAAUGGAUGGGAAGUUGGCAAGGGAGGAAGAGUUUUGUUGCGACACCGCCAGAUAAGGACUGGACUGUCGCGGAGACGCGAAAUGCUUCUAAAAUCUAG
This is a messenger RNA of Periconia digitata, 1969 nucleotides long. The record is from the annotation of a GenBank genome assembly. NCBI's taxonomy places the organism in Eukaryota, Fungi, Ascomycota, Dothideomycetes, Pleosporales, Periconiaceae.